AUGAAGUACGACGCGGAUGAUUCACCCGCCUUUGUCGCCUCCUCCUCUCGAUAUGCUCCUUAUAGCUCUGCUAUAAGUUCCGCGGCAUCUACCUCUACAGCAUCUGUUUGGUCUGACACCGCUUCUCAAUCAUCCGACGACACCUCCAUUUCAGCAAACACCUCCGACUCUGAUUCGUGCGACGCUUACUGUCUCUCAAAGCGCGCUACCACCACUGCUCAAAAUGUUGUCAACUAUCGCCGGUCGCUCCAUCAGCGCGAUGUCGAGGCAGCCGUCCCGGCCGAGUUGCGACAGAACCCUAGACGCAGCGCCCCCGGUUCCCACGCCGGUCGAGGAGGCUGCCCCCCUACUCUUGUGCGACAGUCGGAUCGCAAAGUCAACUUUGUCGACAGCCUUGUUGGUAGGUUGCAGCAAUCGCUUCUUGAUUCAUUAACCCAAUGCUUAGCCUUUUAUUUUGCAGAUUCUUCCACCCAGAUCGUAGAAGCCAUCUGGCCCCUCUCCUCGGUUGUGUGCCGCAGUGAGCUUGGCAGCAAAGCCGUAUUGCCCCUGCGAACCUUUAUUCAGGAGACUCUCCGGCGUUCACGCACCAGUUACUCUACGCUUCAGGUGGCUUUGUAUUACUUGGUUCUCAUCAAGCCUCACGUUCCCAAGCACAACUUCACUACCGAGCAACCGGAUGACAGACAUGCAGACCGUGCCCUCCAGUGCGGCCGUCGCAUGUUUCUCGCAGCUCUUAUUCUCGCCUCAAAAUACCUCCAAGACCGCAACUACUCGGCUCGCGCUUGGAGCAAGAUUUCUGGGCUUAACACGCAGGAAAUUAACCAGAAUGAGAUUGCUUUCCUCCUGGCAGUCAACUGGAAGCUGCAUAUCACGGACGAGGUUUUCCAGCGUUGGACCGAGAUUGUUCUCAAGUACACCCCGCCUCCUUCGCCCCCUUCACCCGGUGCUGCCUCUCAGGCCUAUGCUCAACAGUCUGCCGACUGGAAACAGCUGAUUCUGAAACUUGAGCCUGAGCUCGCCAAUAUUGAUGGACUCAUUCCUGGAACAACGCUCGCCAGCGCCACUGCUAGUGACCUUUGCGCGCUCUCCCCUCGAAGCAUCCUCAACCUGCCUCAGGAGUCUCGCAACCCAGCUGCGUUCGAGAGUCUUGGUACUACUCCCACUCCAAAGAUGUAUGCUGCACCCUCAGUCAUGGAGCCUGCACCCAGCAGCGUGUAUACGCCCGGCCGCUUGGCUCCUGCCAUGACCCUUUUGCCGACUCCACGCCUUACUCCGCAGACCAGUGGAUUCUGCACUCCUGCCGUGAGUGCCGCGUCCCAGGUUCUCGGAAAGAGCAAUGCUAUGGGUCUCGCAAUGGCUCAGGCUAGCAGCAUCAGUGCUGUACAAACCACUCUGGAUCGCUUCCCUUGCUCUGUAACUUCGUCGCCUCAGGGGUACUGCCCAGUCCGUCGAUCCUCUCUGGCCAACUCGGUGUCGACUGCAUCGUCACCUGAAUCCAUGGUUUCGGAUUCCUCGCGCUCCUCGCGCUCAUCAUCCAUUUCUUCUGCUUCUAGCCUCGCUAGCGCGACCCUCUACAACAGCACCAGCCGUUGCAGUGUGCCGUCGCGAUUUCGAGUUGCAAAGCUCUGGAAUGACCGGGUGAGCCUGAAGCCUUCCGUUCCCUCGGUUCCAGAGGACUAUGACGAGCACUGCCUUUCCUCCUCGCCGGAGUCGUACACUGGUGAAGCUGCCAAGCUUGGCGAUCUUUGUCUGGACACUCCCUUGGCGAGACGUGAGCGAGAACUCGACGAGAUGACUCGUGAUCCUGCAUCUGAUGCCGCCAGGGCUUUGCAAGACCUCCAUAACCACGAUGUAUCUGCUGAUGCCACGCCCACAGCCAAGACUGGCUCGAAGCGAAGCCGUGCAUCUUCCAUCGACAACUCUCUACACGAGAACGUCCGGGAUAUCCUGUCCCGCCGAUACAAGUCCCCUGAAUCCUCAUGGGCAAACAACGUUGUGCGAUCCCAGGGCUUGGCUUCGGAAUCGUAUCUGCAGGUUCCCGUCCACCCCACCUUUGGACGCAACGCAAAGCGAGUAUGUUGCUCUGCAGAGGCCGCGACUGGCUACCAGACUGCUGGUGUUCACCCCGCCAUUAGUCUGCGAGGACCUGGAAUGUGGGAUGGCAUUCUUAACUGA
Molecule: messenger RNA, 2175 nt
Organism: Pochonia chlamydosporia 170
Lineage: Eukaryota; Fungi; Ascomycota; Sordariomycetes; Hypocreales; Clavicipitaceae
Product: G1/S-specific cyclin Pcl5
Exons: 1
Coding region: 1-2175 (724 amino acids)
Biological process (GO): regulation of cyclin-dependent protein serine/threonine kinase activity
Cellular component (GO): cyclin-dependent protein kinase holoenzyme complex; nucleus
Molecular function (GO): protein kinase binding; cyclin-dependent protein serine/threonine kinase regulator activity
Source: RefSeq, a predicted model, not a curated record